Messenger RNA from Exophiala viscosa, 1355 nucleotides. RefSeq names its product TAP42-like protein. Bases 294 to 1355 code for a protein of 353 amino acids. The transcript is spliced from 3 exons. Lineage: Eukaryota; Fungi; Ascomycota; Eurotiomycetes; Chaetothyriales; Herpotrichiellaceae. Gene Ontology annotation, molecular function: protein phosphatase 2A binding. The record is from RefSeq and is a predicted model, not a curated record. Gene Ontology annotation, cellular component: cytosol. Gene Ontology annotation, biological process: regulation of dephosphorylation; regulation of signal transduction.
AGGAGGAACAACGUUUUUCCGUCAUCCGGCCUUGGCAGUAUAUACGCCCUGAUUGGUCACUGUGGCGGUGUUGGAUCUUCAUCUAGCAAGUAGCCAUUGCUUGAAAACACCUCCACCACAUCCGAGUAAUCGCAAACAUAUCCCUGAGGCCAUAUCCGAGACCCCAGCACUGCUUCCCGAAGUAUACGACUGCCAGCAUUAAAGUGCGACAGAAGUCGCUAGCCGAGCACUCUCAUCAAUUGAUCAGAGAGGACUUCCGUCGGACGACCCCGAGUAGAGGCGUUGCCGGGAGGAUGGACACAUCAGAACCCUCUCUUAAAGGACUCUAUAAUGAAGCAAAGUCACAACAAGAAGGUCUCGAUGACCUAGACCCGAGAAGCUCAGCUUUCAAGACGACCUUGCAAUCCAUCAUCGACAAUUUCCGACGUUGUCAAGAACUUAUCCAGCAAUUGUCACUCUUCAGCAAGAAUGAGGAAGUGGAGGAUAUCUCGACGCAGGACCUCCAGUAUCUACUGGUAGAUUACGAGCUGGCAGAGACAAAGACAAGGGCGUACGACAGCGACCGGCAGUCAUCAUUACAGGAGUCAUCUCGGCUUCUGGAAAGCUUCUUGAGCCGGCUUGACCAAUAUGGACUAUUAGGAGCCUCCGAUCGCAAGCUGUAUGAGCGCUUCCUCGAGCAAAGAGACUCAUUCAGAAUAGUGUCUUCGACAAAUCCUGAGGAUAAACGAAAGAUCAAAAUCGCACGAUUUCAGGAGGAGAAAUCGUUGAAGCAGAAACUCGAGUACUUGAGAAGUGAAUCGCAAAAAAUCAACAUUGACGAUGAGACCGUUCGACACCUGCACUUGGCGGAGAUAGCCCUUGCUGUCAACAAAGCUUUUUCAUCAUUAGACAUGAUCAAUCAAGAAUUGGAAAUUGUAUCUCAUAUGCGACAAGCCGAACCAGCCCGAGCUGAUCCACCUCCUGACCAGAGAGCUCCUGCCAGAUCUAACGGCUAUUCUGAGCGCCUUGAUGGUCCCACAACACUGGGAGGGCUGGGAAGAAAGGGAGGUCCUCUGCUGAGUCCCAGUGGCAAACCACUUCAGCCAUUCACACUGACGGACAAACGCACUCAGCUGCAACAAGGUGUGUUCAGGCCUGAUCAUAGCCUGCCCACUAUGAGUAUCGACGACUAUCUUGAAGAGGAACGUCGCCGAGGAGGCAUCAUUGAUGGCGGUGGCAAUGCCAAUGCUCCUCAACCGGAGGCUGAUGAAGACAACCUGGAGCAGGUCGAUGCCGCCACGAUGAAAGCGCGUAACUGGGAUGAGUUUGUCGAGGCGAAUCCGAAAGGUGCUGGCAACACUCUCAACCGAGGCUAA